GCAAGUCACGCCCAGCAGUCGAGAAAUACAAAAAACAAGAGCUGCAAUUUGCUGCUAGCCAAGAGAGUCAGUCAGUGUCUAUCUUUGUGUGCGUGACGUUCGAAAAAAACGCAAAUAAGAAACCGUAAAUCAGAGGCGAAUCUAAACAAAGCGUGUGUUGCAAGAGCUAAAAGUGUGCAUAUUAAUUGAAUAAGAAAAAUACACACGAGAGAGAGCGCGCUAGCGAGCGAACAAGUCAGGGUAAAAAAAGAGAGUGCAACAAACCGUCCCGUAUAUUAUAAAAAAACAACAACGUAGUUCAAGAGCAGCAGCAGCAACUGUAACAACAACAACACAAUUAUGGCAACCACACCACGCAGCGGCGGUUCAGGCUCUGGCGCGGCACAACGUCCCAAUGGCACAUCGCAGAAUAAAAGUUGCCAAUUCAAAUUGGUGCUACUAGGCGAAUCGGCAGUGGGUAAAUCAUCGCUUGUGCUACGCUUUGUUAAGGGCCAGUUCCAUGAGUAUCAGGAGAGCACGAUAGGUGCGGCCUUUCUAACACAAACCAUUUGCAUAGAGGAUACGGUGGUUAAGUUUGAGAUCUGGGAUACGGCCGGUCAAGAGCGGUAUCACAGCUUAGCACCAAUGUACUAUCGAGGCGCGCAGGCGGCCAUCGUUGUCUAUGACAUACAAAAUCAGGACAGUUUUCAGCGUGCAAAGACCUGGGUCAAGGAACUGCAUAAACAAGCCUCUCCAAACAUUGUCAUAGCGCUGGCUGGCAACAAGGCGGACUUGUCCAAUAUACGCGUCGUGGAGUUUGACGAGGCGAAGCAAUAUGCCGAAGAGAACGGUCUGUUGUUUAUGGAAACGUCCGCGAAGACGGGCAUGAAUGUCAAUGACAUCUUCUUGGCAAUUGCCAAGAAGCUACCGAAGAAUGACACCAAUCAAGGAUCUGUUAUAAAGCCCAACGGGAAUGAAUCAACUCAAACGACGAACAAUUGCUGCAAGUGAUGUCCUUUUGUAGAAAAUGAAAUUUCCAUUGAGAGAUUUGAAAAGUUUAUGCUGAUAAUUAUAAAUAAAAAAAUUAUUUAAAAUUAAACAAAAAAAAAUACAAGAACAACUAAAGCCAGCUUCUAGCAUGGGGCAAGCAAUUUAAUUUUCUGAUGAUGAAAAACAUUUCGAACAUAAACAAUAUUAAUUAUAAAUUAAAAUUAAAUGGAUAGAACGAAGAGACAAAAAAAAAA
Molecule: messenger RNA, 1223 nt
Organism: Drosophila busckii
Lineage: Eukaryota; Metazoa; Arthropoda; Insecta; Diptera; Drosophilidae
Product: ras-related protein Rab-5B-like
Exons: 6
Coding region: 340-990 (216 amino acids)
Molecular function (GO): GTP binding; GTPase activity
Source: RefSeq, a predicted model, not a curated record